GCGUACAAAGUCAGGAAGUCGCGGUUAUCCAGUAUAGAACACAACAAUAUUUCGCCGACUGACCGACUGGUGCCUUCUUUCCGGUUCACCGCCCGACACCGGCCAGCAUUAGCAGACACAGGCUGCAAAGAUGAGUCUUCGCCUGGCCAAGUACGUGGUUGUGAUAGCGGUGCUGUUCAUCCUGCUUGCUGAUGACUCUGCCGCAUGGUGGAGACGCCGACGCCGCCGCUGCGAUCGCAACUGUGUGUGGCGUGGCUGGAGUUCAUGGAGCUCCUGCUCAGCCUCGUGUGGCUCCAGUGGAACAAAAACAAGAACAAGGAGUCAUGCUGUGACACGGCAAUGUAAUGGAAGGGCGUGCACCGGGCCCAGCCGUGAGACGGUAGCCUGUAACAGAAGGUGCUGUCCCCGAAACUGCCGAUGGCAUAGCUGGAGCUCUUGGAGUUCCUGUACUGCAACCUGUGGAAGCAGCGGAACUCGGUCUAGAACAAGGACAGUAGCAGUAACUCCAUAUUGCGGUGGUUCAUCCUGUACCGGAGACAGCAGUCAGACAAGUCCUUGCAACAGGCAUUGUCCUCAUGGAGCUCCAGAUGGUCCCAGAUGCAACUGUGCAGACACUGGAUACAGCGGAACCUGCUGCGACAACGACAUAGACGAGUGUGCUAGAGGUACUCACCACUGCCACCAACAUUCCAACUGCACCAAUACAGAGGGGAGUUACCGGUGCGUGUGUAACAAUGGAUAUACGGGGAACGGUCGAACGUGCACAGCGCUCUGUUGGGGCUCCACAACCUGUCCACAUGGUGGGAUCUGCAGCAGCCCAGACCAAUGUACCAGCUGUGACAGCGGCUAUGAGUCUCCGGACUGUGGAAAGCGAGACGCCCCCGACCUUGUAUCCUGCCCUGACGACACACCAAUAACAGUCAACUCCCCAGACGGAGGUCUGCUGGACUGGACCGAUCCGGAGUUCCGUUUCCAGCCGUCCAACGAGCUGGCCGAUCACGAAUGUUCCGCCAACAAGGGAGACGCCGCCCCCAUCGGAACACACAACGUCCAGUGUUGGGCAGAGGGCUAUGCUGAUGGAACUACCUGUGACUUCGAUGUCAUAAUCCAAGGCGCCUUCCGUCCGGGUCGCGCCCGUCAAAAGAACGAGCUUUACUACUACAGCGGCUCCUGUGCCUUUAACGAAGAUGACAUCAAGAGAAACCUUAUCCAGCUCUACGCGACGCUGGGUGACUGCAGCGCUGGCAUCAGAUGUGGGAUAUCCGACAUUGGGGUGACCUGUGGACUGACGUCGAGGAAGCGUCGAGACACUCCAAGGGACGCAGAACUGAGGGAAGACAACGUAGACACCGUGGUCAAACGGUCUACCCUGGGGCACACCAUAAAAAUAACGUUUUUCACCGAGGCAGAGUCCCUUGCGGAGGAACCAACGGCCAACGAUCAGUCAGAAGUCAUCGGCGCACUGGACAACAUCUACUUCGAGCUUCGCGCCAGGGUGGCAGCGAGGACCUUCAACCUCGAAAUAGGGGGACAGUCGUUAGAAGCAGUAAACUAUGUCGGUCUCCUGCCCGCCUUCGACCUACAGUGUGAGGGAGGACAGAUCGAAAAGGUGGAAACCUUUGGCGCCGUUUGCAUCAACUGCCCAGUCGGAACCUAUGAACAAGACAACACCUGCCACCCGUGCCCACCAGGCUGGUAUCAGGACGAAGAAGGUCAGACAGAAUGUAAGGUCUGCCCUUCACAAGACAGCCCCAUAGAGGGGUGUGGAGAAGAGCCUGACCACUGCUACUUAAAUCCAUGCCAGAAUGGAGGCACGUGCCAUGACUACGUGGGCUUCUACAAUUGCACAUGUCCCGACUCUUUCACUGGGGCCGACUGUGAGGAAGAUGUCGACGAAUGUGACCAGGGGACAGACACUUGUGAUGACGCUGCCACCUGUGCUAAUGUAGUUGGGAGCUACAACUGUACUUGCGAUGAUGGGUACAUAGGAGAGGGAUACAGCUGCAUUGAUGUCGACGAAUGUGCUCUGGGAACAGACACCUGUGACGAGCACGCCACCUGUACCAACACACCUGGCAGCUUCACCUGUACCUGUAACUCUGGAUACAACGGCGAUGGAAGCACCUGUUCAGAUAUCAACGAAUGCCAAGAAAGAACAGACACCUGUGACGAGCACGCCACCUGUACCAACACACCUGGGAGUUACACCUGUACUUGUAACCCUGGAUACAACGGCGAUGGAAACACAUGUACAGACAGCGACCCAUGCCAAGACGGACCAGACACCUGUGACGAACAUGCCACCUGUACCAACACACCUGGGAGUUACACCUGUGAUUGUAAUCCUGGAUACACUGGCGAUGGAUUCACCUGCACUGAUAACGACGAGUGCACCUUGGGGACUGACACCUGCCAUGCAGCUGCCACCUGUAACAACACACCUGGCAGCUUCACCUGUGCUUGUAAUGUAGGAUACACUGGCGAUGGAUACACCUGUACAGACAACGACGAGUGCAUCCUGGGGACUGACACCUGCCAUGCAGCUGCCACCUGUACCAACACACCUGGCAGCUUCACCUGUGCUUGUAACGGAGGGUACACUGGCGAUGGAAACACUUGUACAGACAUCGACGAAUGUGACGAAGGAACAGACACCUGUGACGAACAGGCCACCUGUACCAACACACCUGGGAGUUACACCUGUGCUUGCAACCCUGGAUACAAUGGCGAUGGAUAUACCUGUACAGGGUCCUGCUCUCCAGGCUUUGAGUUUUGGAAUGGUGCCUGCUACUACUACUCGGAAAGCAAAAGAACAUUCCUGUCGGCGGAAAGCGACUGCGACGGUCGCGGUGCUACGCUGGCGGUCGUGCCUGACUCGGCCACUCACCAGUAUCUGGUGCAGAAAGCGCGCGGAAAGAGGUUCAUCUGGAUCGGACUGAGCGACCGUGCACAGGAGGGUACGUUCGUCUGGAGCAACGGUGUCAGCCUCGGGUCCUUCCACCCCUGGAGGGGCCGCAACAAUGCACGUGCCGACUGUGUGGCAAUGGCGAAGUGGAGGAGGACCUAUGUGUGGAGAGUGAGGGGAUGCAGUGGAAAGAACAACUAUUUCUGCCAGAAGUAAAAACGUUUAACACAAGGAUGGCAGGAGAACAACAAAGACGAACAUCGAGACCAAUAGUGCGACGAAUUUAAAGAGUCUACAGUCAUGACUGAAAUAGUUUUGAAUCUUAAGUUGUUUAGUUUUUCAAUAUCAAUUUUUGCUUAGACACAAUACUUAAAACUUGUAUUCUUAAGUAAGGAUUUGGUUCCUUUUUUUCAUAAUGUCUAAAAACGCUGAGUUGAAAUCUGAUGCUGCUGGAUAGAGACACGUUUAUUGAUUCUGUACGAAUAAAGCAUAGAGCAUAGAAUGGCUUUACGUUUGGUGUUAAAACUAAUUGAUGUUAGUCACUUUCUGCUAUCGUUAUAUACUAUAUAAUACAUGUAGUAUAAUAAUAUAUGGUGUAUAUUUCUUGUACAUUGGAUUGGCAAAUCCAUAGAUAUAUGCCUUGUAAUCUUUGUGACGCAACCUUUCACACAAUGAUAAGUUUUUAAAGCCAGAUUUAGUGCCAGUUUUCUCUGGUUUCCCAAUACUAUAUUGAGCAGAUAGUGUAGACGAUUAAAAUAACCUACAAAUUGCGUGUCCAUGUGUUCUUUUUCAGUGUUGGAUAUGCAGUUUCCCAGACACUCCCCAAACAUCCUUAAACACCCCUUUACAUAAAACAUACUCAAACAGUAAAAAAAUCCCGUACUA
Branchiostoma belcheri (Belcher's lancelet) is the source of this 3790-nucleotide messenger RNA. RefSeq names its product fibrillin-3-like. Bases 131 to 3121 code for a protein of 996 amino acids. The record is from RefSeq and is a predicted model, not a curated record. Gene Ontology annotation, molecular function: calcium ion binding. NCBI's taxonomy places the organism in Eukaryota, Metazoa, Chordata, Leptocardii, Amphioxiformes, Branchiostomatidae. The transcript has 20 exons.